CUAUAUGCACGGCCACUUCCUGGUUUAGAUAAGUCAGCUCAGUCAUUUCCGGUCAACUGUCCAAAAUCAAGCGGCCGUGAAGAUGUCUUUCUACACUCGCUGCCUUCAGGAUUUACCUCAAGUCAACAUCAAUGAUGUACACCGCCUUAUUCAGGAAAACUCCAAGGCUUUGUCCAGUAAACGGGAAAAAGGAUUUAAGCUGUACAUAUCCAGUUAUAUUCAUGACUAUGAAGGUUGUCCUCAAACACACUAAACCUGUUGAGCUGAUGGCCUGUCAGUGCUCAUGUGUGGCAGGGCUUGCUCUAUGUAAUCACAUUGCAGCAUUGCUCUUCCAAACAGCACAUUACAGCCAACAGGGAGCGGCAGCUGUCCCCCCGACUCACAGCUGCACAGGGUCUGAGCAGCAAUGGCACAAACCCGGGACCCAGGGCUUUAAGCCUGGUCCAACAAAUGAAAUGGUGGUAUUGUCAGCUAGGCCCAAGGAGAGAAGAUUGGCAGAAGGCAUCAGGAGCAACCUGUAUAAAGCUGCCUGUAACCUGACCUGUUGCCUUCCAGACAUGUCAGUUCUACGGGUGAAGGAUAUUUACGAAGGCAUGUCGAAAGAAACUGCUCCUUUAAUAGCCACCAUGGGGAUUUCAGGGGAUGUGCCUUUAGUUGACAGCGCUUUUGGAAAAGUCCAAGAAGGAAGUUUACUGUCCUAUCAACUUCCAGCAUGGAGCCCACCAAAGACCUGUCCACAUAGCACUGCACCACCACGACCAUACUUACCCCUGGAUGGCUACUGUCUAGGUCCCUCAGAGUGCUGUUUUGUGUUGACUCACCAUCAGCAGAUGAACAUGACUUCUCUAGCAACAACAGAAGUCAUGGCACAUGAAAUUGAGAUGGGCACAAGACAACAAAGCACAAUGAGGGAAUGGCAUUUAUUGAGAAAGCCACGUGUAACCUCCUCUAGAUUCAGGUAA
Molecule: messenger RNA, 962 nt
Organism: Carassius carassius (crucian carp)
Lineage: Eukaryota; Metazoa; Chordata; Actinopteri; Cypriniformes; Cyprinidae
Exons: 4
Coding region: 132-962 (276 amino acids)
Molecular function (GO): zinc ion binding
Source: RefSeq, a predicted model, not a curated record